Molecule: messenger RNA, 351 nt
Organism: Triticum aestivum (bread wheat)
Lineage: Eukaryota; Viridiplantae; Streptophyta; Magnoliopsida; Poales; Poaceae
Product: histone H3.3-like
Exons: 4
Cellular component (GO): nucleosome
Molecular function (GO): DNA binding; protein heterodimerization activity; structural constituent of chromatin
Source: RefSeq, a predicted model, not a curated record
GGCCAGGAGCGUGGCCCAUUGGUCCCGGCAGCCACUCGUAAAACAGCUCCAGCAACUGGAGGAGUGAAGAAGCCCCGCAGAUAUCGUCAUGGAACUGUUGCUCUCCGUGAAAUACGCAAGUAUCAGAAGGGGGCCGAGCUGCUGAUAAGGAAACUACCUUUUCAGAGGCUCGUGAGGGAGAUUGGUCAAGUUUUCAAGAGCCAUGCAGUGCUUGCUUUACAAGAGGCGGCAGAAGCAUAUCUCGUCAGACUGUUUGAGGACACCAAUCUUUGUGCGGUCCAUGCGAAGCGCGUGACCAUAAUGUCCAAAGACAUUCAUCUAGCUAGAAGGAUCCAUGGUGAGAGGUUCUAA